This is a messenger RNA of Daphnia carinata, 2640 nucleotides long. RefSeq names its product histone-lysine N-methyltransferase, H3 lysine-79 specific-like. The transcript is spliced from 17 exons. Lineage: Eukaryota; Metazoa; Arthropoda; Branchiopoda; Diplostraca; Daphniidae. Gene Ontology annotation, biological process: DNA damage checkpoint signaling; regulation of transcription regulatory region DNA binding; DNA repair. Gene Ontology annotation, molecular function: histone H3K79 methyltransferase activity. Gene Ontology annotation, cellular component: nucleus. The coding region runs from base 172 to 2403 and encodes 743 amino acids. The record is from RefSeq and is a predicted model, not a curated record.
CGUCACGUGUUCGUUUUUUUGUCUCCUUCAUACGUUGAUCGUAAUUGAAUCAAAAAUGUUAUCGUGAUAUGCCUAAAGGAACCAAUUGUAGAUCCACGUUAGGACCUUGUAGGCAGCUUCAGUUAACUCUGUUUGCCGUUACCAAUUAUCGCAACAUCACAAUUCACAACUAUGGCAUUGGAGUUAAGAUUACAUAGCCCUGUUGGUUUUGAGCCUGAUGUCUACAAGUGGCCUUUAACACCUGGACACAAAGGGGGCAAAACUGAUGUGGCCAUAGAGCUGGUUGAAACUAUAAGGUGGGUCUGUGUAGAUUUCCCAGAAGUUGCUAUAAACCAUAACAUACUUAGCAAUUACGAUACAAACAGUUAUGAAAGUAUGAGUAAACUAGUGGAAGAGUAUAAUCGAGCCAUUGACACCAACUGUCAACAACAGAAAAUUGCCGUACGCCCAUCGAAACGGUUAAAUUACCGGCCUUCGCGAGGUCUUCUACGUCACAUUCUACAACAGGUCUACAACAAAGCCGUGGCAAAUCCCGAAAAACUUAAUCAUUAUGUACCAUUUUCUUCCGAGGUAUAUGGUGAGACGUCUUACGAUCUGAUCUGUCAGUUGAUCGAUAAUAUAAACAUGACGGAGGACGAUAUCUUCAUUGACCUCGGUUCUGGAGUGGGUCAAAUAGUUCUUCAAGUUGCUGCAUCCACUUCUUGUAAAAUGGUCUGGGGUAUUGAGAGAUCUGAAUGGCCUAGUCGUUUUGCAAAGAACAUGGAUUUCCACUUCAGACGGUUGAUGCGUUGGUGGGGAAAGUCCUAUGGAGAAUACCAGCUGAUAAAAGGGGAUUUUUUAGACCAACGUCAUAGUGAAAAAAUUUAUUCGUCUACGGUCGUUUUUGUAAAUAACUUUGCGUUCGGUCCCGAUCUCGACCACCAGUUAAAAGAACGAUUUGCUGAUCUCAGGGACGGUACUCGUAUCAUCUCAUCUAAAGCAUUUUGUCGCCUCAAUGUGAAAAUAAGCGCUCGCAAUUUGAGUGAUAUAGGUACGAUUAUUCAUGUGUCUGAGUUGCCCUUUCUCCGAGGCUCAGUUUCUUGGACUGGGAAACCUGUAUCCUACUAUCUUCACAUUAUUGAUCGAACCAGAUUGGAACUCUAUUAUAACCAGUUAAACGAUAAACAACCAACAAAAUCAAAAAUUAAUGAAGAAAAUGGAUUGCCACGGGUUGGCCGUAGCAAAAAAAAUAAUCGGGCGUUACAAUGCGAUAAAUCGUCCCACAAUUCAAACAUAAAGUCACUUCCAUCACCCGUAGACAAUGUGAUAGACGGUGUCACCGGGCCGAUGACGUGUAUUCAAGCAACUUUAUCUGGAAGAUCGACCAAACAGAAACCAUUUCAGUUCGGCCGACAGAAUCACGUAGAGCAAGGAACAGGUGGUUCAUGUCGUAAACCCCCUAACCGAGUCAUGAAAUGGAAAAGCGAUGGACGUAGCAGAAGAAAACAUUCCUCUUCCGAUUUCACUUUGACUGGCACAGAAUUACAUAGCGCAAAUACUUCUGAAUCCCAAAAGACCUCGCUUGGACAAAGAUGUAUCCAUCAACAGUUACCGUCCAAUACUGCAGCAUCUUCUAUCUUUCUUCAGGAUAAAAUUCCACCCACACAAUUGCCUGGCGACCCAACCAACAUUCCGCGCGGACUUCAAGUAUAUCUGGACAAAGUUUGCAAUCAAAUGAUGUCGGCAAUGGCGCAGUUCAAAGAUCAUGCAAACCAUACAGCCAUCAUGCGUGAAAUAGAAAUCGAACGCGAUCGAAAAAUCAUACUGAAUUUACAAGCUUCUCUAUUAGAAAAAGAGAUUGCACAUUUGGCGGAAAAUGAGAAAAAACUUCGACUACUGCAAGAAGUGGCAUACCGGGAUAGAAAUUUAACUCAUUUCAGUGGGGAUGUCACCGGCAUUUCUAUUGUCAAUCAGGAAUCAGCCCUGAAAAAGAUAUCUAUUGUCACGCACCAGCGCAAGAACAUAAACCGACAAGUUAGCAAGUUGAUGCCGGAAGCUAUCGUUUUGAUGGGGACUACCUGCCUUGCAUUGGAAACGCAACAGUCACCAAGCUCUCAAUCUGCGCGACAGCGACUAGGUAGGCUAGAGGCAGCAGAUCUUCGUAAAAAUCCAGUAUGGUUAAACUUACCAGUGAUCGAAAAGGGCAAAGGAAAUCUUUCUGAGACACUAACAAAGAAGAUACUUCAGCCGAAAGGGCCUCUAAAAGAGGAUAAGACUUUGACACUGUCCAAACGAGAUAGUACUAUCAGUGAUGCUCUCGAGAAUCGCCUACGAAAACUCGCCACUCAUUUAUUGUGUGAUCAGACUAAUCAGGCUGACGGUCAGUACAGAAAUGGAUUUUCAUUUUCAAGUAUUUGCCAAUAGUCGCUAGCCACGUUUUGAUUCAUUCAUAUGUGCGACGAAACCUUAUUUCUAUUCUGAAUACUCCAUACACUAUACUUCUACCUUAUACAUAUUCUGAACUUCAGUCACGUUGAGGUAUAAAUUCCUGUAUUUUUCUCGCGUUAUUCCUUGACCAAUUGUUCGCCUGGUGUAUAAUCUGUGACUUUGAUAUUAUUAGAACGAUGAGACCAAUAGGAUGAGAGCAUACGCUUUCACACC